Molecule: messenger RNA, 2627 nt
Organism: Spirometra erinaceieuropaei
Lineage: Eukaryota; Metazoa; Platyhelminthes; Cestoda; Diphyllobothriidea; Diphyllobothriidae
Source: the annotation of a GenBank genome assembly
AUGGCGCCCCGGGAAGCAGAACUAUUCGAAGACCAACAUCCCCUGAUUCGAAGCUGCUCUGCACUGAACGAAAUUCGUCUUGCUCAAGACAUUAAAGACUUGACCAUAGAGGUAGCUUCCCUUAGUUACGACGGACAUUUGUGCGUUUUAGGUCAAGAACGGCGAUGUUCUUCACGUCCAUCGAAUAGUGCUGGCAGCUCGCAUUCCUUCCUUGCGAGCGUUUCUCAGUGGCCCCCUCGGGGAGGAGAAUUCGGUCUUAAGAUGGCCGACAGCGCCGCUCAGGUUGGUUCUUUAGGUUUCGCUUACUACUCAUGCACUUUUAUAGUCUCGCAAAUGCGCUCGUCCAGUAUGUGUACACUGGCCGGGUGGAGAUGACACAGAAUAACGUGAUGGGCAUGAUUGCGCUUGCAAGAAUGCUGGAAGUCCCCACCCUGGUGAAUUGGGGAUUGACAUACAUGAUCAAGAGGUAUGCAAUUUCCCGACUAUUCCUCUCUAACUGCCUGAUCUAAAGAGUCAAUUUAGAGAAUUUGCCAGCCACGUGGGACUUUGCCAAGUCUCUGAAUCUCGAAUUACUGGUGGAUACGUGCAUUGGACUGAUGAGGGAGCAUUUUGAGGAAUUCAUGCCAACUGCACUCUUUGCUCGUUUGCCGGCCGAAACCGUCCUCAGCCUGCUUCGAAGCGAUCGUCUCUCGGUGGGAUCUGAGGAGGAGGUUGUUGCGGCGAUUGCGCGUUGGGCUGGUGCCGGUGGCCAGGCCGGCGAUGAGAAGCUGAGAGUUCACGCCCCGGCGAUGUUGAAAGAGGUCCAGUGGCAGCUGACGACAGCCCGAUGGCGCGAUCGCCUGAUGAAAGAUCAUCCAACAUUUGGGAGAAGUCCGGAAUGUCUGUAAGUUUACGCUAUUUCAACCCUGUUAUUUUUUCUUAAUAAAAGUCAACUUAUGCUUCAGAUUGAGCGGUGGACUGGAGCUGCAGACAAGGACAAGCCGGCCCGCCCCUUCAACUUAAGGCCUCGUCUACACAGAACGGCCUUCCUCUUCGGACCGGACAAAGAUGGGCGGGGCAGGUGGUCUGUCCAUCGCGUCGAUCGGCACUUACAGCAGGCAGAACGCGUUGCUGACAUGAAGCCGGGUCGAUGGUUCGCCUCCUACAGCGUCGUGGGCGGUGAGUUGUCGGAGUUCUGCGUCUCCUCUUCGGCGCAUUUUGUCUGCUUUGGAUUUUUUGCUUGUUGAAGUCCAGCACCUCUGUCUGCGGCAGCAUUACAGCAUUUGGUGUUUUGUAGGAAGAAAAAAGCAAAUAAAUCAGGUUCUUAGCUAGAUAAACGUCUUGUUGCGACUGAUGCCUGCUUAGGGAUUUUUUGUUAGUGACGGUCAUUCUGUGUAAAGUCUCUUGACCCCCAAACUGGGCGUUUGUGCAUUUAUUUUUCUGAUAGAGAGCAUUUUCGUUGUUGGAGGAGGAGUGAACGGCCUAGCGCUAGUUGAUGUUGACGAGUUUCUGGUGAGAGAAGGACGCUGGCGCGAGCGGGCGCCCCUCGCCGUUCGACGUCAUUUCCACGCCGCCGCCGUCGUGAAGGUCCACGCCGCCGCCGCCAACGAAGAGAAUGCGUUGAUUGGUGUUUUUGGUGGCUGCUUCAAGAAAGGGGACAGCUGGACACACCUCUCCUCCUGUGAAGUCUACGAUGUCAGUCAGGACAGGUGAGAAGAUGCUGGUUGUGGCGCAUCUGUUUUACAAAAAAAUAUUUCUCUCCUUCUACUCACUUCCCACCCCGCCUGUCCUGAACAGAUGGCACAAAUUGCCCGAUCUGCCAGAGAAGAGGCUCGGCCCAGCUGCUGCCUGCCUGCCCGGCGACAGUCGGAUUUUCGUUUUUGGCGGCCGUGAUGGCUCCUCCCAACUAGCUUCCGUGGUCUUCUGCCAUCUGCGCGCAGACUGGCGGGAGAAGGCGACCUCAACGCGCACCGCUGACUUUUGGCAGCCAGCUGCCGCCAUGAGAACUGCGCGAUCCGGGCUCGCAGCGACACCCUUUCGGGGAGCAAUCCUGGUCGCCGGUGGACGGAAGAGUGGAAAGACUCUCAACGUGGUGGCGAUGUUCUCACCGCCAGACGCCAGGAGCCCCCUCGGCCAGUGGACAGAGCUGGCCGGCAUGAAGCAGCCUCGCUACUGUUUCACUCUUAUCACCUCCGCCAAUGCCGUCUUUGCUCUUGGUAAGGCAACACACAAUAAAACGAAUUCUUUCCUUCUCUUCCUCUCUUUCUCUCUCUCUCUCUCAUGCCAUUCGUUUGCCUCAUCCACGUAGCCAAUCUUACAUGGCACAAGAGCAUUAAAUUACCUGACUUGCCGUUGGAGGUUUUUCAUGCGCACUGCGCCAUUACAGCCAGAAGUGAUCGCCUCGCUGUGCAUACUGCCUAACCUCCUUUUUAAUAUCUUUUCUCUCGUGUUUCCUUUUUCCUCUAGUUAAACUUCACUAUGAUUAUGCAAAAUUUGUAGGCAACGUGGACGCACCGAGUAACACGGUAGAGACUCUCACGGCACCAGGAGGUUCAGCUGACUUAGACUUGACAUCUUGGGUCUGGUCGUCCGAGAGCCCGGUGGAGACACUUGACGACAUUGCCGGCGCUGCAAGCGUCCGCAUGUAA